GGGAGAGGUCUUGCAGGCUAUAUUGAGAAGAGUGCUCCACUGAGCCACGACAGGAUUACUGCAGGCUGGACGAGCCCCUCGCCGUGGCUCCAGAUCACCGGGUGGUGACAUGCGCACUGGCCGGAGCGCGCGCAAGCCGCGGACACAACGCCGGGGAAAAUAACGCGCUCGGCUCUCUUCCCCGCGUCGCGGCGUCCGCCUCAAACGAGCUGCGAUGACCCGUGGCGUCGGGAGAGGAGCGUCACUGUCGGUGUUCGGUGCGGCACUCAGCGGGGACCUGUUGACAGCCCACCGGCGAUGCGAUGGAGGUGCCGGACGAGGAAGAGUGACAGCUAACUAAGGCCAAAAGUCGACUCAGCGACAGCUCGAUCCCAACAAUCCGUCAGGCCACGAUGGAAGUCAUCGAUACGCAGCAUGCCUUGGAGGCUGUGGAGAGACUACAAGCUAAACUGAAGGAGAGAGGGGAGGCCCCCACACAGGAGAAACUCUCCCUGCUCAAGACUGUCCUGCGCAGCCCCCUGUUCCAUCAUAUACUCAGCUUACAGCAAGCUCAGCGGAAGCCCCCGGCGAAGGGGAAGAGCAUUUCCAAAUCGGUGUCCAUGAACUGUGGACCAUGCAAGGGUGUAUCAGCGGGGUUGAAGGCGCUGAGCCACAGCGAUUCUUACACAUGGGCCAUGGAGAACCGAAGCCCUUCCAGAUCCUUCCACAGGGAGGGCAGUCUGUCCUCUCUGGGCUCGCCAGAUCUGUCUUUCUCAGACAUUUAUCUGAACAACUGCAGUCCCACCGAAUCACAGUACUGCACUCCCCCUCGAAUCUCCCGCACCAUGUCGAUGGGGAGAAACCUGUCCGCCAUUGCUCAUGAGAGGCGUCACGUGGAGAUGAUUGAGCUGACCAACGAUGGGAAGGGACUUGGCUUUGGCAUCAUAGGAGGGCGGAGCACAGGAGUCAUGGUCAAGACCAUCCUUCCUGGAGGAGCUGCCGGCCGGGAUAAACGCCUGCGCAGUGGAGAUCAGAUCCUGCGCAUUGGCGAUACAGAUCUGGCGGGCAUGAACAGUGAGCAGGUGGCACAGGUGCUGCGAAAUGCUGGUAGCAGGGUGAAGCUGCUCAUUGCCAGGGAUGUUACCAAGGGCAACCACCUUUCCUCUCCUGUCCUCAGCCAGGACGGCUCGGAUGGCAAGCUUAAUGACUUGAAUGAUGAGUAUGAGUUCAGUGUGCAGUUCACUAAAAACAGCCGAGGCCUGGGGUUCACCAUCUCUAGCUACAUAGGUGACCUAAACUCAGUCUACAGCGCUGGUGUGAUAGUGAAAAGCAUAGUAAAAGGCAGCACCGUUGAUCAAGAUGGACGUAUCCACAUUGGAGACAUUAUACUUUCUGUGGAUGGGGUGAGCCUGCAUGGCUGCAGUGAGCAGCGGGCAAUGGAGGUGCUGAGGAGGACAGGUCCCCUGGUCAGACUGAGGUUGCUGAGGAGGGCUCUGCGUCUGAGUCAUAACCUGCCCCCGGUUCCUCCCCUGCAGCCCCUCCGACACUCCCAUAGCUUCCACGAGGGAAAUCUCUACAGAGAGGGCCUCAACAAGAUUCAAGAGACAGGCAUCUGCUCUCUGCGCGAGAUCUCCCGGCAAGCAGUAUACGCCAGCAGACGACCUCGACAUGAUUUCAAAAACGGUGCGAAACUGACGCAAGCGGAAGAGGAGGACCUGAGGAUGAGGUGGCAGCAUGCGAUUGGACCCCGAUACAAAGUUAUUGUGUGUCAGCUGGAGCGUUUCAGUGAGACGAGUGGUCUGGGCAUCAGUCUGGAGGCUCGGGCAGGACACCAUUACCUGUGCUCCGUCUUACCCGAGGGGCCCAUCGGCCAAAGUGAUAAGAUCUUAACUGGAGACCAGAUAUUGGAGGUGAAUGGGAUCCCUCUCAUAGGAGAGACACAUAAGGAGGUGGUCAAUAUUCUGAAGGAGCUGCCAGUCCAUGUGUGCCUGGUGUGCUCUCGGAUUUUACCCCCUUCAAUUCCCGACAGUGAUGAGGAAGAUGAUGUUGACGAUGAGGUCCAUCUCACCCUGAAAGAGCUGCUGGCCGAGUUCAAUGACAAGUUGGACCAGGGCUGUGUCAUUCCCUGUCCUACGGCUGAGGACAUCACGAAGCGUGGCGUGCCGCCCAUGUCACCUCCUCUGGCCAUGUGGGAGAGAGAAGCUCAAGUGGUCGAGCUGGAGAAAGGCGAGUCGGGACUGGGCUUCAGUAUCCUGGACUACCAGGAUCCAGAAGAUGCCACUAAAACAGUGCUGGUAGUCCGUUCCUUGGUGCCUGGAGGUGUAGCAGAUCAAGAUGGUCGCCUGCUACCCGGUGACCGACUCAUGUCCGUUAAUGAAAACGACCUGGAGGGCUCCAGCCUGGAUUACGCCGUACAUGUUCUAAAGUCCACCGGCUAUGGCCCUGUCCGCAUCGGUGUCGCCAAACCCCUGCCACUGGAACUGUGUGGCGGCUUAACGCCCAUCUCAGAGAGGAGCGCGCGAGCUUCCUGCGAUGACACUGACAGCCACAGUCAGGUCAGCCUGCUAGCUGAGGCAACCGAGGCUAUUGGCAACACUUUCAAUUCUGAGGACAACAGCAUCAUCCAGCCGUGUUACACUAAAACGGAAAACCAGCCGCGCAAUCGCUUCGGCAUCAUGGACGGCAAAGAUUGGCAGCAAGCCCCACCUCCGCCUCGUCGCACCAGCUUUGAGAGGUCAAUCACUGUUGUCCGGGGCAACCGUAGCCUUGGGAUGUCGGUGAGUGCUAUCAAGGACGGCUCAGGCAUGCUGGUGCGCAGUGUGGUCCAGGGUGGCUCUGUUAGCCAGGAUGGCAGGCUGGGGGUUGGGGACGCCAUCUUGGCCAUCAACAGAGAACCUACCUCCAACCUGACCAACGCCAAGGCCAGGGCCAUGCUCCGCAGACACUCUGUCAUAGGGCCAGAAAUGAGUAUAACCUAUGUCGCAGCCCAUCAGAUGGAUGAACACCGCAUUCGCCUGUGUUUGCCCCCUCUGGCAUCCAUCGCAGCGGACAGCGCCUCUUCGGAACCUGCAGCCAGACCCCCCAGUCCAGGCAAAGCUCCAGCUCCAACUCCAACUCCAGCCUCAUUCACCCUUACACCCUCUGCCUCAGUCAAAUUUAAAAACGCAGCUCCAGAGCCAGCAGCGGCCAGAGCCUCCGCCUCGUUCAGAACUCCAGCCACGGGCCCCGCCAUAGUCCCCACCGUCACCCCGGCCCCAGACGCAAGUUGGCAGAUUCCAACCUCUGUACCUCACACGAUAAAAGGAGAAGGCAAAGAAGGUGGCGACACUCUGGAAGAGGAAAAAGACGAGAUUAGUGCAGACGGGAAGGCACCAAAGCUGGAGCUGGAGAUAAAGGUGGAUGGUAAAGAGGAGGGCGAUGGCGAGGUCCAUCCGUGUACCACCCUGUCUUGGGAUCAACCUCGAAGUGUAUGGCUGACUCGAGCGCCAGGCCAAUCCCUGGGUAUCAGCAUAAUGGGAGGCAGAGGCAUGGGCCGCAGACUGAGCAGUGGAGAGAUGAUGAGAGGAGUCUUCAUCAAGCACAUCAGCCCCGACAGCCCGGCAGCACAUAAUGGCACCCUCCGGACGGGAGACAGGAUACUAGAGGUGUGUGGUGAGGACUUAAGAGAUGCCAGCCAUGAGCAGGCAGUGGAGGCCAUUCGCAGCGCUAGAGACACCGUGGUCUUCCUGGUCCAAUCCGGACAACACAGAUCUCAGUCUCCGGUGCUCGCCAACCAUGAAAGACUAACUCCAACUCCACAGCGCAACUCGCACACCAGCAAGGAAGCAGAGCCUUUCAGUGGCAUGUUCCUUAGUCUCUCCCCUACAAACCCCUUCACCCCCACCCCCUUUAAGGUACCUUCGCCGGCAUCCGAGAGAAAGGAUCGGCGGAGCCCCCUAACUGUCGCAACACCAAUCCGCGCAGCAGCUGAGGAUGAGCAGGACACGGGCAGGAAAAAGAUGCUUCAGCGCUAUGGCAGCCUGUCUGGGAAGCUCCAAAUGAUUGAGCUGGAGAAGGACCCUGCGGCUCACGGCCUUGGAAUCAGUCUCUCCGGGAACAAGGACGGCUCCAGGGCCCGCAUGAGUGUCUUCGUGGCAGAUGUAGACCCUCAAGGUCCUGCCGGUUUAGAUGGGAGGAUACGGGUUGGAGACGAGCUACUGGAGAUCAAUGGUCAAAUCUUGUACGGUCGCAGUCACCAAAAUGCCACCACCAUCAUUAAUAGUGCUCCAUCUAAAGUCAAGAUCAUCCUCAUCAGGAACAAGGCAGCUCAGAGUCCAAAGGCCCAGGGAUCCAGGACAGAGUGUAGGGACACAGUCCACUCCCAGAUAGAUUCCGUACAGCGCGGGGGAUCAUCCAGAGACAUCCACCAUAUCAUCCUACCUCAGGAUCAUGUCGGCCUUGGCCUCUGCCUGGUAGAAGACGAGUCUGAGGGCGGAGUGGUGGUCGGGUCCCUGACGCAGCACGGCACUGCUAGUAAGGAUGGCAGAAUAAAGACUGGGGACAGAAUCAUAGCAGUGGGCGAUGAACAUGUGGCUGGACUGUCGGUGGAAAAGGUGUCCAGUUUGAUUCUCAAACAUCAGGUCACUGUCAAGCUCUCCAUCAGCCGUUCCAAGAGCCCCUCCUCCUCUUCCACUCUGCCGCUCCCUGCAUGUCUUUCCAAUCCCUGCUCUGUCUCUCCUGUACCCUCUCUAACCCUCCCUGCGUCCUCCGCCUCCACUUCAUCCCCCAACACCGUGCAGACGUCUUCCACGGGACACGCUGAUUGGCCGGGAUCCGCGCCCACAACUUCUGACCCCCUGGGCUUACCAGUUGUAGCUGGCAGGGACACCACGAUAGAGAUCAGUAAAGGAAAUGUAGGCCUGGGCCUCAGCAUUAUUGGAGGGUGUGACACUCUGCUGGGGGCAGUAGUAAUCCACGAAGUAAACGAUGGCGGAGCAGCACAGAGAGAUGGAAGGCUGCAUGCUGGAGACCAGAUAUUAGAGGUUAAUGGUAUAGACCUGCGGCAGGCGACUCACGACGAAGCUAUUGGCGUGCUGCGUCUCACCACCCAGCAUGUCCGCCUGCGUGUCUUCAGGCACCAGGAGGCCUACAAGGAGGAAGACCUGUGGGACGUCUUCAGCGUGGAGCUCCGACCUCGUCCCGGAGAGGGGCUGGGGCUCAGCACCGUGGGAAAGAGUAAUGACACGGGCAUCUUUGUAUCAGAUAUCAUCAGAGGAGGCGUUGCAGAUUCGGAUGGCAGGUUGUUGCUAGGUGACCAGAUUCUGUCAAUCAACGAAGAGGAUGUCCGCGCGGCGUCACAGGAACACGCGCAGACGCUUCUACAGAGUUACUGUGGAGUGGUUCACCUGGAGGUGGCUCGUUUUAAAGCCGGGGUGCAGCACUCAAAGCGGAGCCAGAGCGAAGACUCCUCUGACUGUUCCACCCUGACCCCCUCAAGUGGAUGUGACGCUUACAUCGGCCACCAGAGGGAAACAGACAACAACGCAAGGAGCUUUACAUUUCAAGACUUCACUGACGUGAGAAAAGUAAUAAUAGAAAAGGGUCCAUAUGGCUCCCUGGGCAUCAGUGUAGCAGGAGGAGUGGGCAGUCCCCAUGGCAACGUACCUCUUUUUAUAGCUACCAUAGAUACCAAUGGACUGGCAGCCAAAACACAACAAUUACAGACAGGAGACAAGCUGCUCAGUAUCAAUGACGUGUCCACGGAGGGAAUGACUCAUCUCCAUGCCGGGGCCUUGCUGAAGGACGCCACCGGAACCAUCAGUCUGCAGGUGGCAGCAGGUUCAGGCGGGUGCAGCACACAGGACAACAGCGAUGUCUGUGCGCAGUCGCCAGGCCAACCCAGCAGCCUGCACUGCUUCCACAGCAACCUCUGUGCUCGCAUGUAUAAGACCGUCACUCUGGAGAGAGGCUCCUCAGGCCUCGGCUUCAGCAUCGUGGGAGGGUUCGGCAGCCCUCACGGAGACCUGCCGAUCUACAUCAAAACCGUCUUCGACAAGGGGGCGGCCGUGGCAGACGGCAGACUGAAGCGCGGGGAUCAGAUCAUUGCCGUAAACGGACACUGCCUGGAAGGUGUGACUCACGCUGAAGCCGUGGACAUCCUCAAGAAGACCAAGGGAAGCGUGGUCCUCACUGUCCUCUCCUGAGAUUUGGCCCAUUCUGUCCCAUUUUGAUUGAUGUCGUAGCACCACAGUGAUGUAGUUUGUAUAGUUGUGUUUCAAGUCAUAGGCAGAGAAGACGCUGUGAGUGUAAAUUCAUCUCCAUUUGGUUUGGGGAAGCAACCUCUAUCUGCAAACAUAGCCCAGUUCUCUUAAUAUGCACACUGUAAUGCUAAUUACAGGUGUCAGUUGAACUAUUGUGUUUACUCUAUGAAUCUUUAUACAGCAGUCAUGGUCCUCAUAAAAACAUGAUCUUUAAUAUGAAAUCAACAUGGAAAUGAUACUCCACCGUACCAUACCAUGGUGUCCCAAUGAAUAACGACACACUGUUUCUUUAGUCAGUUCUCUUCAAGGCUUUUGUAAUACAGAUAUGGAUUGAUUUGCAUAAUUUCCCAUGUAAACACACAUGAAUAAAUCACCGUCCACAAGUAUUUUUUAAUCUGCCGACCGUAAGAAUGAAUGCGACGGAAACAUGUGACGUGAUUCACUGCUGUCUCGUGGCUUCCGUUUAACUACUGUGAUAAACUCCCACCCGACCCAAACCAUGCCAAGUGCUUCUGCCAAUCUUUUGUAUGGCAAUAUGGUGUUAGGACAUUUGCUUUGUGAGACUCUUUCACUUUUAUGUACUCAUCCUCACAUUCUAAUAAUUCAAAAUGUGUUACGACUCCUUGACUAUCAGUGUAUUACAUGACAUGUUUACAAUUCGCAGUGGUAACCACCUUAGGCAGAACAGGAAACGCUCAUUUGGUCACAUCUGUUAAAAGCAGCUGCUGAGUCAACUUACUUUAAAUAUCAGCCGUCAGAAUAACUGAUUUAUUUACCAUUAUAUUAUUUAUUGCUGUUUGCAUCUUUGUAAUUUUUGUUACUAGGGAAAAUUGUCAUAGCUUUAUGUGCAAUCUUUGUCUAGGAAUCUUGUCAUACGUGUUUUAUAUGAUUUUAUAUAUACUAUGAUUUAAUUUAUGUUUUCUUAACUGUUAUUUAUUGUAUUUCAUUUACGUGAGUAGUUGUCAGAGCCAUAACGCAAACAGCUGUGUUCAGCAAUGUGUAAGAUUGUGUAAGUGAUCUUAUUAAAUGUUCCUUUGUUGGG
Messenger RNA from Scophthalmus maximus (turbot), 7260 nucleotides. RefSeq names its product multiple PDZ domain protein. The transcript has 44 exons. Gene Ontology annotation, molecular function: protein binding. Lineage: Eukaryota; Metazoa; Chordata; Actinopteri; Pleuronectiformes; Scophthalmidae. The record is from RefSeq and is a predicted model, not a curated record. The coding region runs from base 393 to 6161 and encodes 1922 amino acids.